AUGCGGUCGCCUUCAGUCAAGCCAUCGGCGUAUCCGCCUCUCCCAUUCCAUCUCAUUCGCUUCAUCAUAUUUCUCUCCUCACUCGUGGUAGGCGUGAUUCUAGCCAUAUUCAUCUAUCAUCUCCACGCCGAUGGCUAUAAACUACCAUAUUCAUUCCUUGUGCUCCUCGUGACAUCCGCACUCUCCCUCAUAAACAUCAUCCUCACCUCAGUGAUCCACUGCAGCUGCGGUCUAUCCACAAAACUCUCCAUCUCCGUCAACAUCCUCCUUACAAUCCUCUGGGCUCUCAGCCUCGGCCUCAUGAGCUGGAGCAUGGCCGGCUCAAUAACAACAUCCUGUACAACAACAACCUGGGGCAACGCAGCCGGCAUAACCGUGUGCCGCAGCUACAAAGCCGUAUUCACAUUCACCGUGACUGGUCUUGCCUCGUCCAUCGCAGCAGUCUGGCUGGAUGUCAUCGUGCGCCGGCGCCAGUCCCGCUUCGGCAACUACGGCGCGAUGGGAUCCCAGCCUGGCAUGGAUGACUCGGGCGCGUUUGAUGUCAAGAUGGAUGAUCGCCACAGCGAGUCAACACCUGCUCUGAACGAUUUCCAUGAUAUGCCGCCUGCCGUGCCUGGUAGCUAUGAACAGGGUCCGCCUGGCUAUGGUCGCGAUGAGUAUGCCCAUGCUGGCCAGUCGCAUGGUUACUAUGAUGGUGCGCCAGGAAUGAACCACCGUGGUGCGCCUGGAGAUAGAUUCGGCCCGUAUGAUCAGAAUCAGACUGGGUAUCAGCGGCCUGCGGAGCAGACUGGGUACGAUCCUGCUAUGUAUCGUUAA
This is a messenger RNA of Penicillium soppii, 816 nucleotides long. RefSeq lists its product as uncharacterized. The transcript has 2 exons. The record is from RefSeq and is a predicted model, not a curated record. NCBI's taxonomy places the organism in Eukaryota, Fungi, Ascomycota, Eurotiomycetes, Eurotiales, Aspergillaceae. Bases 1 to 816 code for a protein of 271 amino acids.